Molecule: messenger RNA, 1243 nt
Organism: Linum trigynum
Lineage: Eukaryota; Viridiplantae; Streptophyta; Magnoliopsida; Malpighiales; Linaceae
Source: the annotation of a GenBank genome assembly
UAAAGACAAGACAGAUUCUGAUUUGGGCUCGGCCCAUUACUUCCACCGACAUUCCCCUUCUUCCCGCCAACAAAGAGCAUUUCUCAGUGAACUGUGAAGACAGAGAUCGGUUCUCUUUGUAUCGUUUCACUGCCGCAGGAGAUCGUCGUCUUCCUCGCUCGAGAGAGAGCAUUCUGGAAAUGGCGUCUCUAAGUUCAAACUCGAAGAAUUCAGGUGGAGGCGGAGGCGGACGAACCGCAGGCGUGUGUAUGAUGAGCAGCAAAUGGAGAGACGAACAAACUCCGUCGUACAUCGAUUUCGUGUCGUCGUUUCUUAACGCGAGUUCCUUCCGUCUCAACUUCGUUCCGAUUGCUCCAGAUCUCAUUUUCAACUGUGGAGGUCUUUCAGUGGCGUUCAUCUUCGUUACUAACUGGGAUUGCAGCAACACCGAUCUAGUCUUCAACAGAGUUCAGAAGCUGAAGGCGCGUUUCGCAAACCUGUAUGUUGUUGUGUGCUUACCCACGAAGGAGAAGAAUGAUUCAUUUGUGCGCUCUUACUUCAAAUGUGGGAUGGAGAUUGGCCGGCCACCAUUUGUGCCAGUUCAGGACUUGGAGAUGGGGUUUGAGAAGAUGGUCAAGAUAGCACAUUCACGUGGGGCAUGCAAGCAGCAGGAUGUUACCUCAACAAUGAAAGCUGAGAGGCUGGGAUCGGUGCAAACGUUGGAGAAUUUCAUUAAAGCGAUCACUUCAAUACCAGGCAUCGACAGCCACGACGCGAAUAUGCUGAAUCAAGGUAUAGGUUCGAUUGAAGCCGUUGCUAAGGCGACCAAGGAAAGCAUCUUGGAGAAGACUGGCAUUUCCCCUGACAAGGCUGAGACCAUCGUAAUGUUCUUCAGGGAUCCCAAAUUUUACCUCUCGUCAAAGCUGGCCAAGUAAAGGUAUAGCGAGUCUAGAAAUCAUUUUACUGUAAAUGCGUUUAACAGUUUGUCAAAACUUAAAAACUCAUGUUUUGUGGUAGCCCAACUCAGUUCCAGAGGGUUGGGCAAAGAUAUGAUAUGAUAUACAACUGACUUAAUCGACCUGAAUCAAUGUUUAUUGUAAUUGGAGUGAAUCGUACUUCACUAUAUGAUCGAAAUCGAAAUGAUGAAUUAUUCAACUUUGAUUUCUAUUCUCGAAUUCAAAGGUUGUUUGUUUUUAAAUUCAAUCAACUUCUCAUUCUAACUAAGGAUGACCGUAUUUUAUUCGAAUAAAAUAAUGUCGAAAUA